Rattus rattus (black rat) is the source of this 3060-nucleotide messenger RNA. It is a transcript of the gene Ints12, whose product is annotated as integrator complex subunit 12. Gene Ontology annotation, cellular component: integrator complex. Lineage: Eukaryota; Metazoa; Chordata; Mammalia; Rodentia; Muridae. Gene Ontology annotation, biological process: snRNA 3'-end processing. Bases 124 to 1509 code for a protein of 461 amino acids. The transcript is spliced from 7 exons. The record is from RefSeq and is a predicted model, not a curated record.
CGUUCCCCUUCCGACCUGUUGCUGGAACCUUUGUUUCUCUCUUCUUAGGCUGGUUAGGGCGGGGACGGAUUCGAAGAGAGCUACUGGGAACCGACCGAGUGCCGGGGCGGAGCGGUGCUUGCGAUGGCUGCCACUGUGAACUUGGAACUCGAUCCCAUUUUUCUGAAAGCACUAGGUUUCUUACACUCGAAGAGUAAAGAUUCCGCUGAAAAGCUGAAAACACUGCUCGAUGAGUCUCUGGCUCGGGGCAUCGACGCAAGUUACCGUCCGGCUCAAAAGGAUGUGGAACCGCCCAAAAUUUCAAGUACAAAAUCGCUUUCGAUUAAGCAAGAGCCCAAAACGUCAUCCAGCCUCCCUUCUGGCAGUAGCAAUGGCAAAGUCCUCACGGCUGAGAAGAUAAAGAAGGAAGCCGAGAAGAGACCUGCGGAUAAAAUGAAAGAUGCCACUGAAGGAAUUGAUGUUCCAAAGAAACCUAGAUUGGAGAAACCAGAGACACGAUCUUCUCCCAUCACUGUCCAGACCAGCAAGGACUUAACAAUGGCUGACCUCUCCAGCUUUGAAGAGACCAGUGCUGAUGACUUUGCCAUGGAGAUGGGAUUGGCCUGUGUCGUCUGUAGACAAAUGACAGUGGCAUCUGGAAACCAAUUGGUUGAAUGUCAAGAGUGUCACAACCUCUACCACCAAGACUGUCAUAAGCCCCAAGUGACAGACAAAGAGGUCAAUGACCCUCGCCUGGUGUGGUACUGUGCCCGAUGCACCAGACAAAUGAAGAGAAUGGCUCAGAAAACUCAGAAGCCACCACAGAAACCGGCACCCACUGUUGUUUCUGUGGCUCCAACUGUCAAGGAUCCAUUAGUUAAGAAGCCAGAAACCAAACUUAAACAAGAGACAACCUUCCUAGCAUUCAAGAGAACUGAAGUUAAGCCGUCCACAGUUAUUUCUGGAAAUUCUUCUAGUAACAACGUGUCCUCUUCAGUAACUAGUGGCCUAACUGGAUGGGCAGCUUUUGCGGCCAAAACUUCUUCAGCUGGUCCAUCAACAGCAAAAUUGAAUUCAACAGCGCAAAACAGUAGUGGAAAACCUGCUGCCUCAUCUGCUAGCCAGAAGCCUGUGGGUUUGACUGGUCUGGCAACGUCAUCCAAAGGUGGAAUAGGUUCCAAAAUAGGUUCUAGUAACAGCACUAGCCCCUCUGUCCCGUUGAAACCGCUUCCUCCUCUAACCUUAGGCAAGACUGGCCUGAGUCGCUCAGUUAGUUGUGACAACGUCAGCAAAGUGGGACUUCCUAGCCCUAGUAGUUUAGUUCCUGGAGGCAGCAGCCAAUUGAGUGGGAAUGGAAAUAGUGCCACAGCUGGGCCCACUGGAAGCACCACCAGCAAAACCACAUCAGAGACCAGCAGCAGCACCUCAGCGUCUCUUAAAGGUCCAACUUCCCAAGAAUCUCAGCUCAACGCAAUGAAACGAUUACAGAUGGUCAAGAAGAAAGCUGCCCAAAAGAAACUCAAGAAGUAAUAUGGGCAGAUAGGUUUUUAUAUCCUAUUACUAUAAAAAUUAAAAUCUUCACUGGGACAAAAGAUGUAACAUACUGUAACUUAAUAAAACUCUUGAUCAAAUCUCUAUUGUUUGUUACAUUAAAAUGCUAAUAUUAUUUAGCCAAACUUGGAUCUAUUUAUUUCAGUCUAUUUAGCAUUUUUAAUUUCCAUAGUGUGUGAAAACAGUGAUUAUAAUGACUGGUGACGAGAGCUUCAGAAAAUUGAUGGCACAUGCAAAUGUAAAGAAAUGGCUCACCUGGUACCUUAUGGGUGGCAGGGACCACUCAGGAGAAAAAGUCCCAGUGUUUUAUAGUAUCUGAAAUGUUCAAUGUCAGUCAUUGCCCUUGUGUCAGCUGAUCUCUCUCUCCAAUUUCUUCCUCUUUUAUCAAAAUUAAUUUUGAGAAGUGAUUUCCCGUAGCUCUCAAUCAUGUCUUUAGCUCUCAAUCACCCCUUAUCAGUUACCUAGGGAGUUAUUUCUUCCAGUAGAUUAUGAAUGCUCAUGUCCGCUUAAUACUUUCUCACGUUCCCCACUUCCCGUACCUGACCAGUAUGUGGAUAUGUGCACAUAUGUACAUUUAAUAAAUGCUGACUGGACUCAUCCUGGUUGCACAUUCUGAGAAUUAUUGAGAAGAGUAUCCAUUUCCAAGAGGUUUUGCAGAUGGGAAUUUAUGACUAGUUUAUACACCUUCCAGUGAAAGGACAGGCUGUUUUUAAUACUUCAAGAAUGUAAUAACAUUUUAAUGUGGCUUAAUUAUCUUUGUGUAAAAGAAGCUCCUACCUAAUUCUUGAGAUUUCUAUAAGAAAGUGUUCAUGUUUUGAAUAUUGUUAGGAUAUGGAUUGUCUCCUAAGGUUUCAUGUGUUAGAAGCAUGAUCCCCAGUACAGUUGGAGUUGGUGGUUGACAGGGGGAGCCUGUUGGGGGGUCAGAAUGCCCUUGGGAAGGAUUAAUUAGUUCUCAUGUGCCCACUGACUAAUUCGGGCAAGAGUGGGGUUAUAAAAGGCUAUCCCAGAGUUGACUCUUGGGUUACUGUCUUGCGGCAAAAUCUCUCCUCUGAACUGUUGCCAUGAUGCAAACCUAUAUGAGGUUGCAUCCAGAUCAUUGUCUUGUAAGCUAACGAAUUAGCCAUUAGUCUACAUAUAUAUCCCAACAGAGAACAGAAUGCUUUCCGUAUCUGACCAAUAAAUGUACUACAGCAAAAUGACAUCCUUUCUUUUUUACAAUCAAUGAAUACCUCAUUUUUUCCCAAAACUGAAUCUUGUGAUUUCCUAUAUUCGUUGAGUUGAAUUGUUUUAAAUCUAAUCUCAAUGUGUCUUUUUCCCUAGGUUUUCUAACAUCAUUAUCCUAAAAUAAAUUGAUAAUUGUUGUAAAGUUAAAAUUAAUUAACUUUUAAAUUAAGUGCGAUCUUUUUCUAUGGAAAUAUUUUAAACUGUAAAAUAGUGGCAUUAAAUUGUUCACAAUAAAUUAGAAGCCAAUAUUGAAAUAAAUUGAAAAUUUAGAGAUGGAAUAAAUAUCUAUUUAUAUACAUAAAAAAA